This is a messenger RNA of Seriola aureovittata, 1580 nucleotides long. RefSeq names its product leucine-rich repeat, immunoglobulin-like and transmembrane domains 3b (gene lrit3b). Gene Ontology annotation, molecular function: protein binding. Bases 1 to 1533 code for a protein of 510 amino acids. The record is from RefSeq and is a predicted model, not a curated record. Lineage: Eukaryota; Metazoa; Chordata; Actinopteri; Carangiformes; Carangidae. The transcript has 7 exons.
AUGUAUCUGCUGGUCCUGGUUCACAUCUUGCAGUCCUCUCUGUUGGCGGUCCACUCCUGUCCAUCUCUGUGCGCCUGCUCGUAUGGGAACAGUGGAACAGCAGAGCUCAGGUCAGUGCAGUGCAGUGACCCUGGAAUCUCAGUUGUUCCCAUUAAUGUACCAGCCAACACAGUCAAACUGCGUCUGGAGAAGACCUUGAUCUCCAGGGUGCCCCGGGCAGCCUUCUACAACCUGUCAGAGCUGCGGUUCUUGUGGCUGGUCUACAACUCCAUCACGUCCAUCCACCCCAGCAGCUUUGUCAACCUGAAGGCCCUGCGUGAGCUGCGUCUUGAUGGGAACUUCCUGACGUCCUUCCCCUGGGAGGGGCUAAGGGACAUGCCCCAGCUCCAAACUCUGGGUCUCCACAACAACCGCCUGUCCAGCCUUCCCGCCCACGCCGCGCUUUUCCUCCCUAACAUCACCUACCUCGACCUGUCCAGCAACAGGUGGGUCCACAUGCUGUACAACCAUGUUCUCAGGAUCCAAACACAGAUCCAAAUGAAGGCUGGUAAGUGUACCGAGAAGGAGCGUUUGCCAAAACUAACAGGAAGUCAGAGGCACCGGGCAAAACUCAGGAAACAAGAACGGAAACACGAUGAAACGUCAGGGGGAAAGUUGACUAUCCUGCCUGCCGAGCUGCUGGACCUGUGGUUUCCUCUCCCAGGACAACAGGGGGGGCCGACACAGAGACGGAUUUUGGGUCUCCAUGACAACCCUUGGUUGUGUGACUGCCAGAUCUCCAUGGUGAUGUCCUUGUCCAUGUCCCUGUGGAGUCCUGUGGUUCUCAUGGACCAGUUGCUGAUGUGCAGCAGGUCUCUGGGUCAGUCGGGGGUGCUGCUGACCCAGGCCCAACUGUCCCGCUGCAUGAGGCCCUCAGUCCAGCCCGCGGCCACCAGAGUCGUCUCUCCACUGGGCAGCAACGUCAUCCUCCGCUGUGACGCCACCGGCUACCCAACACCAACCCUGACCUGGAUCAAGACCUCAGCCUACAAAAUAUAUAACACAGUUAUGCAGGAGUCUCCUCGGGUCGGGGUCCGCUGGUCGAUCAUCAGCCUAAACGGGUUGUCGUACAAGGACGCUGGAGAAUAUCGGUGCCAGGCGCGGAACAUGGGAGGAAUAUCUGAAGCCCUGAUCAGACUGAGGGUGGUGGGUGUCACAAGGGUGUCCCGUCCUCCAAAGAAGAAGUCCCAGAAGACCCCACCAAAACCGUCACUAAAAUACAGGAGGCCAAACCAGAAUCCAGCCACUAUCAACACCCCCUCAAUGAAGGAGAACCAGAUAUCCCUAAACAUCACACCACCUUCCUUAAACAAGACCCAGACCGCCCCUGAUCCUGGGUCCAGAGUGUUCCCUGCAGACGAGUACAAAGUGGACUCCCCAGAUACGAAGAAGAAGACCCAGACGUCCAUUAAGUCUACACCUGAGUCCUCAGACAACUCGACAAGUGCUCUUCUGUCGGAAACACAGAGAUAUAAAGAAGAGCAGGAUCGAUGACAUGUCUGUGAACCUCUAGUUUUAGUGUUCUGUUCUGUAGAAUAACU